AUGAGAGCGAGGAGAUCUUCCUACUCUUUGAAAGGAUAUAAAAUAAUUCAAUUAUUAUAUAAUGGAGCAACCACACAAACAUAUAAAGUAGUAAGCGAUGCUGGCCUCCAAUUUGUUGCAAAAUUUUUGCAAAAGAAAGAUGAGCACGCAUUGACUGAAAUCGAAAUUGUCAAGAAAAUGCACCAUAAAUAUAUCUUAGAAUUCAACAAUAUGCUAGAAACAGAUACUGAGUUUGUUAUGUUAUGUCCGUUUUAUCAAUCAUUAGCUUUGCAUUAUGUUCAGAGCAUUGAUGGAUUUACACCACAAAGAUUAGCGACAUUAUUCUAUAAAAUACUUGUUGGUCUUAAAUAUAUCCAUAAUAUGAAAAUAAUUCAUGGUGAUAUCCGACCGGAAAACAUAAUUGUAUCUACAGAAAAUAAUGAGGAAACACCUCAUAUCAUAGAUUUUGGCAUUUCUCAUUAUGAAGGACAACCAUUCGAUAAUACUUUAACAACUCCAGCAUAUAAGCCUCCAGAGCAAGACCUUACAUUUAAAUCCGAUAUAUACUCGCUUGGUUUGGCGUUUUAUGUUUGUUUUUCGCAAAUACAAACUGCUUCCCAAAUCCGAAUGCAUCAGCUAUUUAGUGAAAAAGCUUGGGCAUCAUCAAAUCCGUUGUUGAUCGACCUCAUCAAAAAUAUGAUUGAGCGAGAUGUAGAAAAAAGAUUUUCUCUUGAAGAUUGCUUGAACCAUCCUUAUUUUACAGAGCAAAUCGAUGAAACUACGCGUAGUACAAUUAUGUGCUGA
This is a messenger RNA of Trichomonas vaginalis G3, 783 nucleotides long. RefSeq names its product protein serine/threonine kinase protein. Bases 1 to 783 code for a protein of 260 amino acids. Gene Ontology annotation, cellular component: cytoplasm; nucleus. Gene Ontology annotation, molecular function: protein serine/threonine kinase activity; ATP binding. Gene Ontology annotation, biological process: mitotic DNA damage checkpoint signaling; protein phosphorylation. The transcript has a single exon. The record is from RefSeq and is a predicted model, not a curated record. Lineage: Eukaryota; Parabasalia; Trichomonadida; Trichomonadidae.